AUGCCCCGGCAGCUGUUUUAUUCCGCGGUGCUGCUCCUCUGCGUGCUGUCGAUGUGCGGCAGCGGCAGCGGGGCUGCGGAAGCUAAAGAUAUUAAGCCAGAGGCUGCAGCGAAGACGCCGUCGACAGUUGAGCUGUUCAAAAGAGGCAACACGCCCAGUGGAGCUGCAGGUUUGUCUGGUCUGACUGCUGGGAGGAAAGUGUAUGCAUUCACUGGCCACUCCCUUGUGGGUGCGAAGGGGGUGGUGGUUGCCCUCGCCAAGGCACGCUACGGCCCUUCUCUCAUGUCAGGCGCUGGCAUUUGGGCGACGUGCAUCAGCCCCAAAGGGGAUGGAAAUAGUUGUGGCUGCACAUCAGUGCCUGCUGUUGCUACGGGAGAUGGAUGCCAGUGGACGAAGGUGGUGCCUGACGGCACUAAGGCCGUUAACCCUCUUGGCUACCUCUACGGCCCCAAGGCGGUUGUGAAGGACGAUAAAAUACUGCUGCUGCUGAUGAGCUACAAGGGAUUGCAGGGUCGUCGUAAUAAACGAUCACCAACACCAUCAUCACCACGAGGACCACCAUCAUCACAAUCACAGCCACCUACAGCUUGGGAGGUUGCGUUGUAUGAGGCUACAGUAGCCGACUCCAGCGGAACCAAAUCACUAACGUGGACCAAAUCCACACAAUCCACAGAGUCAACUUCGAAAGAUCCCUCACACCUGAAGACCGUCUUCACCGCGGCGAUGAAGACACACAAGUGGAGGUCCUUCGUGGAUAAUGCCGGGAGGGGCGUGGUGGACAAAAGCAAGAAGGUUGUGUUCCCUCUGGUGGCGGUGAGCUCCGAAAGCGGCGCGCAUGUCUGCACAGUUCUCUACUCGACCAACGGAGGGAGUGCAGCGAGUCGGGCUUGGAAGUUCCCUUCGAGCGGUGCGGUGGCUGAGGGCUGCGUCGCUGCCACUCUCCUCGAGUGGGGCGGGAAGCUCCUUAUGAUUGCCACGGAUGAGCUUCAGCGCUACCGGCUGUACGAAUCCGGUGGCGCGGAGGCGGCGUGGAAGGAGGUGACCGGGUCGCACGCGUACCUGCUGGGCGAUUUCCUCAAAGGCGUUGAGCGCGGCGAGGGAGACGACUUCAUAACGGCAACCAUCGACGGCGCGGAGGUGGUGCUGUUUUCCCGGCAGUGGCACAGUUACGACGACGAGACAAAAACCAUUGGGAGCGUGCUGCAGCUUUGGAUGACCGACAACAAGCGCAUGCACCCUGUGGGCCCGAUCGCCACGGACCCGCUGCAGAGCCACGAGUUCAGCGCCCUGCUGUACGCAAAGGACGAUAACAAGUUGUUUGCCGUGUACGAGAGAAGAGACAACACGUCGAGCGGCCUUAUUUUUGCGCCCCUCACCGAGCAGCUGCAGCGGGUCAAGGAUGUGCUGGGUGCUUGGAAGAAGGCGGACGCAAAAGUCGCAGCGCUUUGCGGCGCCGCCACGACGGCUGGGGAGCCUGCCCAGUCGGGGGCUGCCUGCAACCCUCCGGUGCCCACGGACGGGUUGGUUGGCUUUUUGUCCGACGCUGGGAAUGCCACCCAAUGGGCCGACGACUACCUUUGGAUGAACGCCACGGUGAGGGAAGCGACGAAGAUUGCCAACGGCUUUAACCUGACGGGGCCCGCGUCACGGAUUGUGUGGCCGGUGGUUGAGCAGGCGGGGGCGCCGGCGUACAGCUUCGCUGGGCGUGGGCUCACCGUGGUGGCGACGGCGACGAUCCGUCGCGCCCCCACGAGCGCCACCACGUUGCUGGGCGUGGGGGUGAGCGUGGGCCGGCACGUGCUGGAGCUGAGCCUGAGCUACGACGAGGGGAAGCGCUGGCGGACGGGCGGCAGGGGAGGCGCGAGUACGGCAGCUCUGCCGUGGAUGGAGGGGGCGACGUACCAGGUGGCACUGACGGUCCGGGACGUCAGCGGCAGCGCCUACGUUGACGGCGAGAUGGUGGGGUCGCUGGGGGGCAAUUCCGUGCCUGCGUCGGGCCCCAGCAGCACGACAGACGCGGGCGAUGGGGCGGUGACCGAAGAAAUGCUGCUGCCGCUGCAGGGUGAUUUGUCGUACGUUUUCUUUGGGGGCAACGAAGGCCGGUGCGGGGGGUGCGAGGGAACGAAGUGA
Trypanosoma rangeli is the source of this 2130-nucleotide messenger RNA. RefSeq names its product putative trans-sialidase. Gene Ontology annotation, molecular function: exo-alpha-sialidase activity. The record is from RefSeq and is a predicted model, not a curated record. Bases 1 to 2130 code for a protein of 709 amino acids. NCBI's taxonomy places the organism in Eukaryota, Euglenozoa, Kinetoplastea, Trypanosomatida, Trypanosomatidae. The transcript has a single exon.